UCUUCUUUGAAAUUUGCCGUUUGACUGCUGGAUUCGAGAGCCCAUCGACUUGACUUCGACAGGAUGGACGUGGACGUGGCAGAAUGGCAGUCGUUCCUGCUGGACGAGUACGUCAAGUUUAGCAACACAAUCGUGCGGGAUGCAGAGGAGGUUUUCUCAGAGUAUCCCGGCCUGAUGGGGACCAUCGUGUUUGGUGCCAUGACGGCUCUUGUUCUUUUCCAAGUGGUUUUUGGCCAUCUUCCCUCCCCUGUCUUUGAUCAUCUGACGCCAGCCCCCUCUGUCACUGCCUCGCUGCUUUGCUCCCUGGCCUCGGUUUGUCUAUCUGUCUCAUUCUGCCCCUCCAUCUCUGUGUAUCUACCCAGCCGUCUCCAUCUCUGUCUUGUUCUGCCUCUGCCUCUGCCUCUGUGUGUGUGUGUGUGUGUGUGUGUGUGUGUGUGUGUGUGUGUGUGUGUGUGUGUCUUCCUUCGUCUCUGUCUGUGUGUGGCUCUCGCCUCUGUGUGUCUCUGUCUCUGUCUCUGUCUCUGUCUCUCUGCGUGCCUCUUGACUCGGUGUGCCUCCCUCUGUGCUCUCACUGUGCUUCUCUCUGUUCGAUCUCUGUGUGUCUCUGUCUCUGUCUCUGUGUGUGUCUCUGUCUCUGUCUCUGUGUGUGUCUCUGUCUCUGUCGCUGCGUCUCUGUCUCUGUCGCUGCGUCUCUGUCUCUGUCGCUGCGUCUCUGUGUCUGUGUCUCUGUGUCUGUGUCUGUGUCUGUGUCUGUGUCUGUGUCUCUCUCUCUUUCUCUCUGUCUCUGUCUCUGCCUCUCUUUCUCUCUCCGGAAUGCUCCGUCUUUCUUUCCCUUUCUUUCUUUCUCUCUCUCUCUCUCUCUCUCUCUCUCUCUCUCUCUGUCUUUCUCUCACUGUCUCUCUCUCUCUCUCUGUCUCUCUCACACAUUUUUUUUUGAAUCACACACGCAAAUUUGGAUUUCAAUUUGAGGCCGAAAUUGGUCGCUGGCCUCUGUCUACACGGUCAAGCGCCAUGGCUAGCAACGAUGCACCGCCUGCCUUUGUGGUGGGCCAGCGCGUGUGUGCAAAUGAGCACUUUGCCACGGUUCGCUUCGUCGGAGACGUUGGUGAUACUGGUUUGUGGAUCGGCGUCGAGUGGGAUGAGCCCAGUCGUGGCCGCCACGAUGGCGCCCACAAGGGCGUUCGCUACUUUAUCACCGAGAGUGACAGUCCACACGCUGCAUCCUUCGUGCGCCCGAAAAAGUUGUCGCCCGGCCUGGAUCUCGUGGCCGCCAUUGUUGACCGCUACACGCUUGCCUCUGACGUGACAGCUGACACGCGCUUGCAUGGCGUGGCCGUCGAGCUCGUUGGUGAAGCCAAGGUCUCCGACUCCCUGCAAGCCCUUCCCGCACUCCAGGAGGUUGUGGUGACAGGAUAUCCAGUCAAUGAUACCGUCCUGCCCAAUCUGCAUGACCACCUCAGUGGUUUGCAGGCCCUUGACAUUAGCCGGACGCUCAUCUCCAAUUGGGGCACCGUUGCCGACAUUGUGCGCCAGCUGCCCGCCCUCCGCAGCCUCACCGUCAAUGAGAAUCGGAUGGCUCCGGUUCCAGAGACGACGGAUUGGCAUCAAGGUGCCUUUCAGAACAUCACACGCUUCCUGGUGUGCAAAACAAACCUCACCCCGGCCGAGGGCACCCGGCUAGUGCAAGCCAUGCCCAACCUGACUGAAGCUCAUUUUUGUGAGCUCGGCUGGACCGCCAUGCCCUUUUUACCGAAAGAUUGCCCAAAGCUGGCCAUGUUGAAUUUGUUUGGAAACAAGCUGGCAUCCUGGGCACCGCUUUUAGCGCUACUGAGAACAGGCCACAUGGAUACGCUGCUCGCCAACCACAAUGAACUUCCCGAUCUGUUCGAUGAUGUCGGCAGUUUGAGCAACGGAGCCCUGCGCGUCCUCUCUCUCGGGCACAAUCGGUUGUCUCGCUGGCGUACGCUGUGGUUUCUGAGCCAUCUUCAGGGCUUGGCCGACGUGCGAGUUCGUGGCAAUACCUUUGCGAGUGACAUGACCGAAGCCGAGCAGCGCAAGGGUGUGAUCGUGAAUUUACCUGGAGUCAAUCUCAUCAAUGGGAGUGGCGUCUCCAAGCGGGAACGACAAGUAGCAGAACGCUUUUACCUGACCCGUUAUGCUCAGGCUUUUCACACCUCGCGAUCCAGCCCCGAAGCGACACAGCAAUUUGAACACACCCACCCACGUUUUGCCGCGUUGGUUGCAGAGCAUGGUGAGCCAGAGGUCAUUCACGUGAAGCAACAAAACUGUCUUCAGGAUACGCUCCUGGCUAUUGACUGGCGCAUCAAUCAGGCCACCAACACCCGACUUCUUCUGACGGCCGAUACAACCCUACGCCAAGCGUUACGCACCCUGGCCAUCCAUCUGCACAAACCUCUAUCAGAGCUGCUGAGCGCCUCCAUCUUGUUUCAUCAAGCGGAAUUGCCGGACCAACAUAAAACUCUCGAUUACUAUCACAUCACCAGCAACUCGAUUGUGGAUGUGCAUUUGAGCGCCAUGCCCAUCUAAACCGCCUAUGAAAAUAUAUUCUGAACGUUCUUCAACCCCCCGGACAUAUUGGCACAAGGCCGAGACUUAAACUUGCCGAGCUCAUUUGCUUUGGGCGCAUCAGCUUAGCACACGCUCUGAUCGUAUUUGACGCCCAUGGAGCCGGGCACGCUGCGUUGUUGGCGGUCUUCCACGGUAGCAUAGGACCCGCGACGAUAUGCGUGGGGGUUUUCUGUGGCGGGUGAAUGCGAGCCAAGCUCGAGCAGGGCCACCUUGUCGGUAAAUGUCAAAUCCUCUGGGUCCUGCUGCUGCUUUGUGCGUAGGCGUGCGACGCGCUCUUGCAACUCGGCACGCUUGGUGGCCAGGUUGUCAUGGCUUUUUUGUUCCAAUUGAAGAAGUUGCAUUAGAUGAGCAUCAUGCAUCCACUCCUCGGUCAGUGCUUUCUCA
This is a messenger RNA of Monosiga brevicollis MX1, 2973 nucleotides long. RefSeq lists its product as uncharacterized. NCBI's taxonomy places the organism in Eukaryota, Choanoflagellata, Craspedida, Salpingoecidae. Bases 64 to 2547 code for a protein of 827 amino acids. The record is from RefSeq and is a predicted model, not a curated record. Gene Ontology annotation, molecular function: protein binding. The transcript is spliced from 16 exons.